Molecule: messenger RNA, 3492 nt
Organism: Haliotis rufescens (red abalone)
Lineage: Eukaryota; Metazoa; Mollusca; Gastropoda; Lepetellida; Haliotidae
Product: homeobox protein Hox-A9a-like
Exons: 3
Coding region: 573-1394 (273 amino acids)
Biological process (GO): regulation of transcription by RNA polymerase II
Cellular component (GO): nucleus
Molecular function (GO): DNA-binding transcription factor activity, RNA polymerase II-specific; RNA polymerase II cis-regulatory region sequence-specific DNA binding
Source: RefSeq, a predicted model, not a curated record
CGAGGCACUGAGCUUUAGGGAUGUUAGUGCGUGUUGCUCGUGGCUCUCAGUUAUAUGCGAGUUAAGUAUCGGAGUUGGAGCCAUAAGAUUUAAUUGUGCACAGUUAGGUCCAUCUUAAGGGACUUGUUCUGCUCGCAAACUUCUCUCGGCGGGCCCCGUCCGAUCACCCAGAAUAGAGGUUUUACUGUUUGUUUUAUUGAAGCUGCUUUCGAGAGAUGGUUAAAAGGUUUGCAUGCGUGUGUAAGAUUUGGAGAGACAGUGCUGACGCCUAAUUUUGAAGACGGAACGGAUCGAGGGACUGAGUGUGUGACUCCGCUAGCGUGACCUUUGUCGGGGAGAGCGAGAUAUCACGCGCCAUUGCCUCAGCUGUCAAUCAAACAAAGCCUGGCGGUGGAGCUCGUAUUAUUUUAAUGCAGGGUCGACAAACAGGGCAGUGAAUCUCCACCCCUCCCCUUAGGAGUGACCGGUCGUAGGGCGGGACAUUAUUGGACGAAACUUCAACUGCUUCAAGUUGACAGUCAAGGGACCAACCAGUUAAUGCCUACUGUGUACCCUCGCUACGCACACACGAAAUGAACCCGUAUGCGAUAAGGGGCUGGCAUCUACCUACAGCCUAUUCCGAGAGCAACAACUGUGAUCGAAACUACCCAGCAAUGUACCCAGCUAGCUGGCCUUCGGGGUAUUUCACCCCACCAUCAGUCUACCCUUUCCAGACUGAUACCACCAAACAACAUAACGGUAACGAUUGGAAGCUACAGACCAUUUGUUCCACGAAUUCUGAAGCUUCAACUCCAAGAGACUCCAACAACUUGGUUAAACCGGGGUAUGAAAGUUUAUUGUACAAACCAAAUAACGCUCGUACUGACAUUGAGGGCGGUCGGGAGGAGACACAGCGUAGUUGUUGUGCUAUUUCUUGUUCCUGUAAUGGUCAACAGAGACUCAAUGUUAUUGACAAUUCCUGGAGAAACCCUGAAGUCUCUGCGACGCUCGAUUUCAAUAAAACACCCGGGAUGUCACCGUAUCAAAGCUUUUGCCAGAGAGACUAUGAAAUGGAACACAAUGGAAUGAUUGGCAGAUUAUCAGAGAUGCAGCAGUCGAUUCAUCUUCCCUCCACGUCCAUUGCACCAACGACCGUGACGCUUCGGAAGCGACGUCGUCCUUACUCCAAAUUCCAGAUAGCGGAGUUGGAGAGAGAGUACUCGGGAUCCACCUACAUAUCGAAAUCACGACGAUGGGAGUUGUCACAGCUUAUCAAUCUGUCAGAACGCCAAAUCAAAAUCUGGUUCCAAAACCGACGGAUUAAAGCCAAAAAGUUACAGAAACGGGAGGAACUUACCGGCUCAGUAGGACAAGUUGCGCAUGACGUGUUAGAUGACGGUACUAUGACGUCAUGAAUAAAGUGACUCUUAGAACAAACAAAAAACAUUGAUCGGGAACCCUCUAAAAGUUCGAAGCCAUGAGUGAAAGGACUCGACGUCGUCUCUGGGACGUUGAUGGUGGUGUUGACGCCAGGAGACGUUUAUCACAGGAAGUUGAAUUUGAUCUCAUUCGGCAAAGUUUGAUCACUUCCUGUUGUGGCAUUGACGGUUUUCUAGGAUGCAUAGCUUUAACAUAGUGUCUCCUCUGUGUAGGGGACUUCUGGGGACUUCUGUUCUUGAAGGCAUCAAAUCCACCGCUAGUCCGAAUCGUGGGGCGCUAUGCCCCGGUGGAGAACUGAAACCGAAUAACGCCAAACAUACAUAUUCUUGUAUUAACAUCUCCAAUAGAAGAAGAGUUUAACCAUGAACUAAAAUAUGUGUCAUCAUAGUAUUGUGUGUGUAUGGGUCUACCCUCUUAUAGAAAUACACGAGCCAUAUUUCGGGGUGAGAAACAGCAUUGGCUUCACAGAUUCUACACAAAACCGUGUCUUCGGAGUGACGACCGAACGCUUUAACUCCUACACUACUUCACACCCAUACGUAGAUUAUUAAGUACACACAGAUAGUUCAUUCUUCUCGGAGGGUCGUUUGUUCUUUUUCAGCAUUUAGUAAAUGAUAUCAGAUUUACCAAGCCAAGAAUAACGUUGGAUUAUAUCCACAAUAAUCCAAACAGAACAAUUCGUAUAAGCAUACUAUCAAACGUACCUUACAGAGCCUGAAGUUGUGAUGUUCAAGAAUCGACUGUUGGCAUUCCGGUACAUACCAUCAUAAGUAUCUCUGAUACAUCCUUUGCAAUACUUUCUAUUUCUUACGAAAAUGGUUACCAUAUCAACUGUUGGUGCCACUGAUAAAUUCUUAUGGAUAAUUCUUGAUGUAUUUCAUGAAAAAUAGUUCAAUAGUUUCAUAUUAGUAUACAAUUGAAACUAUCUGAUUGAUACGAAUUUCAUUGUCCUGUAUGAGCAUCGUGAUAAUGAUAAUGCCAAAUUCAGACAAUUCUCAAAAUUGAAACACUGGAGAUGACAGUUUCUGAUUUUGUGACAGUUCAAUUAUAUAUGUUACGUAAAAACAUUUUUAAUAUUUAGUGAUCUUCAUUUCCCAAACAACAUAUGGUCCUUAAAAUGAAACUUUGAAACAACUCGUUUCAAUGAAAUAACAUUAUUCUAUUGACGAAUUAUGUUUUUCAUCCUGCCAACAUGUGCAUAUACAAUGAAAACAAACCAAAGAACUCAUGGACCUUCGUAUAGUACCACACGGGUGAAUGUCACUAACUCUGUAUACAACAGCCCCUUAUUAACCCGGAAAUUUAACCUGAUGGGAGGAUAGUGUGAGUAGGUUUCAAAUAGUCGAUUAUACAAGAAGCCCGCUGUUCGGUUUAUUGUUCUUCCACUGUUUUAACUGAAGUGUCAUAUUCGUACAUUUGUUUUUAUCAACCUCAACACACCAUGUUUGGUUUAUAUUUAUCCUACGUCUUCUUUGCAGCUAUUUGUCCAUACUCAGAUAGUACCAUCUCGUCGCCGGAUACUUUAAGGAGUGAUAUGACGAUGUCCAUAUGAUAAAAGUGGACAGUGGUCACUUGAACCUUGACCUGGAAUGUCACGUCUCAGAGUCUCGUUUCAAAUCGUGGGAUUGCAUAUGUUACAUAUACGACUUACCUGUCUUCAUUUUCAAGUCAAUACAUUGUGUGUUCAUUUCAUUCACUGUUAUAACUUAUAAAUUUAAUACAUUGGUGUACAUGUAGUUAUUAUUGUCAUAGUAAUAUUGAAUCGAUACGAAUUGAGAACAGUUUACAUACAUGUAAUUGAUGUGAUCAUUCUGUUGUGUUCGUUUGGAUGGACUAAACUAUGGCUCAAUAUAAUCUUGCGAAAUGCCGCCUGUUUUUAUGAAUAUUUAUUGUCCUGAAUAUUCCAUAUUCUAGUGCGUGUAAUUUCCAAAAUCAUAAAUCCAGUCCUUCGUAAGAGUUUUUUAAAUGUUUUUUCACCAAACGAACUCAGCAUGACAAGUGAAUUACAUAAGAUACGAUAACUUGUUGGUUCCUUCGAAUAAAGUGAUUCUUUUUUUGAAUAAAUAGAAAUGU